GAAAGAAAGAUCUAGAUCUAGAUUAUUCUAAAUCUAGACUAACUUCUACUUCUAGAAGUGAAGAUAAUCUACCUGCUACAGUUCUGAAAUGCAGAUUGCGAGAAGCAAAAUGCUCCAGGUCUCAAGGUACUUUCUGCCUUGUUUUCCAAAGUGUCAACUCCACACAUCCAUACAGAGGUAUUUCCCUAUGGUCCCCAUCGUCAUAGAGCAAACUGGACGGGGUGAAAGAGCUUAUGACAUAUUUUCAAGAUUGCUGAAAGAAAGGAUAAUAUGUAUCAUGGGACCAAUCCAUGAUGAACUCUCAAGUCUAGUGGUGGCGCAGCUCCUAUUUUUACAAUCAGAGAGUAGCAAAAAACCCAUUCAUAUGUACAUCAACAGUCCAGGUGGCUCAGUGACUGCUGGUCUUGGCAUCUAUGACACCAUGCAGUAUGUGCAGCCUCCUAUAGCCACAUGGUGUGUGGGUCAAGCCUGUAGCAUGGCCUCCUUACUGCUGUGUUCUGGUGCCCCAGGCCUGCGCCACUCUCUGCCCAACUCACGUGUCAUGAUUCACCAACCUUCAGGGCAAGCUGCAGGCCAAGCAACUGACAUUCAAAUUCAGGCAGAAGAAAUUUUAAAGUUGAAGAAACAGAUCAACAGAUUGUAUGUUAGACACACCAAACAACCAUUAGAACUGAUUGAAAAAAGUAUGGAGCGUGAUCGCUUUAUGAGUCCAUCUGAAGCCUUAGAAUUUGGAUUAAUAGACACUGUCCUUGAACACCCCCCAGCUGUGGAGGCAGACACAAAAAAAUGAUUUUUGUUUCACUGGUUUUAAAAAAAUACAUUUUUC
Molecule: messenger RNA, 826 nt
Organism: Physella acuta
Lineage: Eukaryota; Metazoa; Mollusca; Gastropoda; Physidae
Product: ATP-dependent Clp protease proteolytic subunit, mitochondrial-like
Biological process (GO): protein quality control for misfolded or incompletely synthesized proteins
Cellular component (GO): endopeptidase Clp complex
Molecular function (GO): serine-type endopeptidase activity; ATPase binding; ATP-dependent peptidase activity
Source: RefSeq, a predicted model, not a curated record